CGCUUCUCGCUUUAUCCUUGCUCCGGAGUCCUCCCGCAUAUUUUCUCAUGGAAACCCCUUAUCCAACUGUCGAGAACCUCACCUCCACUCUUCCCACCGGCGACUCUACUGAACCUCACAGCGCUCUGUUCCUCGUCCUUGGCUAUCUCCGGCUGCCAGAGCUCCUCGCAUUUCGGCAAGUGUGCAGGGCUUUCAGGGAUGAGAUCGCCGCCGACGAGACGCUGUGGCGCCACAUCACCGUCGAGCCACCGCUAAGCCUCCGGCUCUGUGACGAAAAACUUUUUUGGAUUACAUCCUUUGCGAGGGGAAAUUUGAAGUCGUUAGCGUUGACGCGUUGCUGGCGGAUCACUGACACCGGUCUGCUGCAAGUUGUUGAUCAAAACCCUUACAUUACGAAGAGGACAAUGAAGAACAGGUGGAGCCAAUGUAGAGGUUGCUUCUUCUGCAUCGCGAGGUGCAAGGAAUGCGGAGGCUGCCUGGAUGAAGAGGAGCUCGGAGAGGGUACAACAUGCUCACAUGUCUUGUGUGCUGGUUGCUGGCUUCAGCUUCCAAAAUGCAGCACAUGUAACAGGCCAUGCUGCAGGGAAGACAUGAAUGUUCAAGGAAGCCCUCAGUUGAAGAAGAUUGAAAAUUUUUGGAAGUUGAAGUGCCAUCACAACAAUGCCACCAUCAGUGCUGCAACACCACGUUCAAGCUGUUCCCAAUAUAAUUCUCGAAAGCAGAGUGUCAAUGUUAUCGUAAAAUGUAAUAACUAGAAACAAAUUAAAAUAAAAAAAGAAAAUCGAUUUUAUUUCAUCUGGGACAAUUCGAAUCAAUAGUUGUUUCAAUUAAGUUCUUAAGUAUUGAACAUUUUGUUCCAAAUGGAGGGAGUGAAUUAAAGUGUGAUUGAAGGACAAAGAUGGAGAUGGAAGAAUAAGAGUAUCCAGAGCCGGAGAAGUCAUGUGAUUAUCUUACCAGAGAUUCGAUUCCAAUUGGAAUGUUGAGAGCCCCGACAUGAAG
Messenger RNA from Phalaenopsis equestris, 999 nucleotides. Its product is annotated as F-box protein SKIP28. Gene Ontology annotation, molecular function: protein binding. Gene Ontology annotation, cellular component: cytoplasm. The record is from RefSeq and is a predicted model, not a curated record. Lineage: Eukaryota; Viridiplantae; Streptophyta; Magnoliopsida; Asparagales; Orchidaceae.